Copidosoma floridanum is the source of this 768-nucleotide messenger RNA. RefSeq names its product mitochondrial ribosomal protein S18C (gene mRpS18C). Gene Ontology annotation, molecular function: structural constituent of ribosome; small ribosomal subunit rRNA binding. Gene Ontology annotation, cellular component: ribosome; mitochondrial small ribosomal subunit. Gene Ontology annotation, biological process: mitochondrial translation. The record is from RefSeq and is a predicted model, not a curated record. NCBI's taxonomy places the organism in Eukaryota, Metazoa, Arthropoda, Insecta, Hymenoptera, Encyrtidae.
UGCAAGCUCUACAUUUUUUUUUUUAGUAAUUUGUGACAGUAAUGCAAAUAAAUUAAGUUCAAGUAUUAUCAUUCAUCGGUUGAGGAUGCAUUUCUUACCAAAUGCUCGUGUAAUUGGCGACAAAACUGUUAGCUUUCUUCGAGGAUUAAACUUAAGUAGAGCGAGUAUUUUUGCUUCUCACCCGAAAUUGGAGCAUACUGUAGCUGAGGAGUCUGAUCAACCAAUAGAUUUGAUAAAUCCGUUCGAGAAGGAGAAAAAACAGUGCAUUUUGUGCAAAUACAACAUCGAGCCCAAUUAUAAAAAUGUGAGGUUGCUUUCGCAGUUCCAGAGUAAUUUCACGGGUAGAAUUUACGGAAGGCACAUCACAGGGUUGUGUAAGAGUAAACAGGAGAAGGUAGAAAAAGAGAUCUUGAAAGCUCAACAUGCAGGUUUCAUGCCAAUAUAUAACAAAGAGAUCAAUUACGUGAACGAUCCCAAGAUAUUUGACAUAGACAAUCCAUUCAAACCACACAAAUAUUAGUCAUUUCGUAUUUGUCUUACUGCUUACUUUUGUAAAUAUUGUUUUAUUAUUGUAAAAAGUCUUGUUCGAAAGAUUCUUAAUAAUAAAAAAAGAAGAAUUUUCUAAAUACUUUGACUGCUUAUUUUUAAUUGAUUUUUCAACUAACGCAAGAUGGCGUGUUGGUGCGACCAACCGCGGUUGCGACGCGCGACGCAUUUGACUUAAAAACGGGCGUUUGUUGUGGUUUUCGUCGGGUACCGGGUAACGAC